Procambarus clarkii (red swamp crayfish) is the source of this 4676-nucleotide messenger RNA. The record is from RefSeq and is a predicted model, not a curated record. NCBI's taxonomy places the organism in Eukaryota, Metazoa, Arthropoda, Malacostraca, Decapoda, Cambaridae.
GAGUUGGCGCCAUGUUGAUGUCCUGGUAGGCGGCGAGCAAGUCUUCCAUUUCCGCGGGAAAAACGGCAUAGAGAAUGGCGUCGUGGGAAGGAGGAGGGAGUAGUGAGGCACGUGCAGGAGAGAGCAGCGUGGUGGUGGAGCCCCAGUUGCUGGUAUGGAGCAAGAUGGACGCCCUGGCCGGCCGUAUUACUAAGAUGCAGCGAGCUAUCGCCGAGGAGAAGCAGUGCUGUUCCUGUCUAGAGGAACUCCUGAGUCAGGAAGUCAAGAAUGAAACUGAGCUAGAGGAUGAGGUCCGGCGCCUGCAGGGCAGCAUACAGGCGUUGUCAGAGAAGGGACCUCAGCACGCCGUCACAGAGAACACCCUCCAGUCGAGCUUAGAAUUGGUGAGGGAACAAAUUGGUGACGAAGAACAGGAGAAUUUAGACUUGGAAGAUGAGCUGCAGGCGCUCAGCACGAGGCUCAAGGAUGUUCACCAGACCCACCUGGCCCAGCUGGACGAUAUCAAGGAUCGAUAUGGCGAUCGUCUGGUGGAGGGCGGAGACCUGGAGGGUGAGGACGAGCUCAGUAGUCUCCACCAUCAGAAGACAAGUCUCACCGCUCAGAUAACAGCUCUCAAGACGGCUCAACGCACUCAGGCGCUUGAAGAAUGGAAAGCCUUCAAGGAGGUGGUAGUGAAGAUGGCUGAGGUGCAGAUAGAUCUUCGUUCACAACAAGGCAGUAUUGAGCUCCUUAACACGUCCCUCCAAAAACUGAAGGAGGAUGUAAGGAUACGCGAAGAAGCUUCAGCUGGGGACACCACUGAGCAAGAGCGGGCCGGCAGCUCUCGGGGUCACCAGGAGCAACUGGUGGACAAGGAGAGUGUGGAUAGUCAUCUGGACCUUCAACACAACUUCACAGAGGUUAGAAGAGAAAUUUAUAGUCAAGAGAUGCGUCAGUUUUGUGCGAUGUUUCCGUCAGAGGGACAGAGGCAGGAUACACAACGGUACCACGCUCCUGUCACAACAGAGGGACAGAGGCAGGAUACACAACGGUACCACGCUCCUGUCACAACAGAGGGACAGAGGCAGGAUACACAACGGUACCACGCUCCUGUCUCAACAGAGGGACAGAGGCAGGAUACACAGCGGUACCACGCUCCUGUCUCAACAGAGGGACAGAGACAGGAUACACAACGGUACCACGCUCCUGUCUCAACAGAGGGACAGAGGCAGGAUACACAACGGUACCACGCUCCUGUCUCAACAGAGGGACAGAGACAGGACACGCAACGGUACCAUGCUCCUGUCUCAACAGAGGGACAGAGACAGGACACGCAACGGUACCACGCUCCUGUCUCAACAGAGGGACAGAGACAGGACACGCAACGGUACCAUGCUCCUGUCUCAACAGAGGGACAGAGACAGGACACGCAACGGUACCACGCUCCUGUCUCAACAGAGGGACAGAGACAGGACACGCAACGGUACCAUGCUCCUGUCUCAACAGAGGGACAGAGACAGGACACGCAACGGUACCACGCUCCUGUCUCAACAGAGGGACAGAGACAGGACACGCAACGGUACCACGCUCCUGUCUCAACAGAGGGACAGAGACAGGACACGCAACGGUACCACGCUCCUGUCUCAACAGAGGGACAGAGACAGGAUACGCAACGGUACGACGCUUCCGUCAGAACAGAGGGACAGAGGCAAGAUACAGGACAGCGUUUACAAGCGUGCCAGCAGGGACAGAGGAAAGAUACACCACGAACUAAGACCGUGUUUAGCAGUAAACUAUCCCUCAUCAAACUUCAGGUUCCAAAAUAUGAAGAGAGGAAGAGACGGUACAGGACUUCAGGAGAGAUGGAACAUACGGAUGGUAGGGGAAUACAGUUGACUGCUACCGUGCCUGUAACUGGUGAAGGUUCAGACACUGAAGUAAAGCGACCCACCAGUCUACCAGUUUCUCUCCCCAGUUACACUGUUCCUUCCAGUGUCUCUUUUUCCAGUUACACUGCUCCUUCCAGUGUCUCUCUCCCCAGCUACACUGUUCCUUCCAGUGUCUCUAUUUCCAGCUACACUGUUCCUUCCAGUGUCUCUAUUUCCAGCUACACUGUUCCUUCUAGUGUCUCUCUCCCCAGCUACACUGCUCCUUCUAGUGUCUCUCUCCCCAGCUACACUGCUCCUUCUAGUGUCUCUCUCCCCAGCUACACUGCUCCUUCUAGUGUCUCUCUCCCCAGCUACACUGUUCCUUCUAGUGUCUCUCUCCCCAGCUACACUGUUCCUUCUAGUGUCUCUCUCCCCAGCUACACUGUUCCUUCCAGUGUCUCUAUUUCCAGCUACACUGUUCCUUCUAGUGUCUCUCUCCCCAGCUACACUGUUCCUUCCAGUGUCUCUAUUUCCAGCUACACUGUUCCUUCUAGUGUCUCUCUCCCCAGCUACACUGUUCCUUCCAGUGUCUCUAUUUCCAGCUACACUGUUCCUUCUAGUGUCUCUCUCCCCAGCUACACUGUUCCUUCUAGUGUCUCUCUCCCCAGCAACACCGCUCCUUCCAGUGCCUCUCCGUGCUCCCUAAAAAGUAACAGUAAUCAUAGCCUGAGUGCCACUCAGGCGCUUCGUGGUGAACCCGGUUCCACUUCGGAGACGAGACGGGAAGACAGGAGAACAGCGAGUACCACCAACCAGGAGCAGCGUACUGACACGGCUUGGACUGUUCAAAGUUAUGCAAGAGCUGGAGACUCCGGCAAUGUUGCAACUUCAGCAUUUGAGAAAGGUGAGGCGAGUACAGAGAAGGUUUCUACAGAGACCGUCACUCUACCUGACGAAGCAGCACGUCGAGCCUAUGUCGCCACCUUGGCGCCCAGUCCUGAAAUCCAGUACCACCGUCAGUCGCCUCGGACCAGUAUGACGUAUUCAAUCCCUGUGUUGGAAAGCCAGAAGACAUCAGAGCAGCGCGGGGGAGAUGCAGAGGCUGCUUGUCAGGACCAAACCCCAGGUAGUGCAAGAAGUGGCGCAGCUGCCAGUGUGGGCGGUGGAGCAGCAGCAGCAACAGCAGUAGUCAGUGGUGAGAGUGAAGCACCAGCUGGACCAGGACGAACAGCAGCUGCAGCAGCACUGAGUGGUAGCAGCAGCAGUAGUGGUAGUGGUGGGUGUGUGGCAGCAGCUGGACCAGGACGAACAGCAGCUGCAGCAGCACUGACAGCUGGACCAGGACGAACAGCAGCUGCAGCAGCACUGAGUGGUAGCAGCAGCAGUAGUGGUAGUGGUGGGUGUGUGGCAGAAACCUCCAGUACCGUCACCUCUGUAUCUUACCACAACAACACUGCUCUAUACCCCGAUGACACGAUGGAAGACCAUUUAAGUUCCUCCCAGGGAUUCAACCUCACAGAAGACUCGGACAUGGACACCCACAUCCCAUCCUCCUCCAAAAUGGAUACUUCCCCAUAUCAUCUGUCAUCGUCAGGACUGCAAACCUCUUCACUGGUUGUUGAGCCGCCGGCUAGCAGGAAUGUGUCGGCUGGAUCUUCUCCCCAGUCGCGUAGCUUUCCUGCAGGGGGAUCACUCUAUCUAUCCGUGACCUCCUCACACACACUGCCAGCGUCUGCGGCCGAGAAGUCAUUAAGUAAUGUCGUAUCAUCACCCCAGAGCAGUCUUCUGCCCGGGAAGCCUUUGCUCUUCAGCUCCCCCCAUGGUUCAAGUGAUGGCACGCAGCGAGGCACCAACUCCCCGGCUACCAACCUCCACACAUCCCCGGCGUCUGACUCUUUGUAUACAAUGAGCCCAAUACUGAGGCCAGGCGCUUCGGGUGGUCACACGCAAGACUCCUCACCCAGUAGCUGCUUGUCUACAGCUUCCAGUUAUGCUCUCAUGUUUGGCAAGGACCUGGAGCAUGAGGGCAGGACUCCCGGAGCAUUUAGUCUCUUUGGCUCACCUGCGACACAGACUUCUGCAGAAGUUCCCCAACAGGAAGAAUCGAAUGUGAAUUUCUCUCUCUUCGGAGACCCGUCGUCGCCGAAGAGAAAUGAAGGGUUCUUUAAUUUCAACUUCGGAAGUGAUGGUGAAAGUGCUCAAGAGUCGAGUAGUUCGGGCUUUUUCUCUUCACUCUUUGGCAGUCCCACAGCGGGUACAGACUCCCCACGUGGUGGAGCAGGCUUUAAACUCUUCUAAGAUAGUGACAAAUGUCUGCUUGAUAUCAAUGUAUUUCUCCAAAGUCGCAUUUAAGUCUCUCAAGGAUAAUAUAUAUAGUGCGGAGUAUUUAUGUUACAGAUUUACAGCACAUUACAUACAUAUUAUUUCGGGAGUUUUGAUGAUGUUCUGUAUGGUAAUAGGUGUUCAGAUGGCAUUACUGGUGGUAGGUUGACAGGUUUCGUGUUUACAUUGAUGCGAUUAUUGUUAAUACAAUACAAUACAAUUUUAUUUAGGUAAGGUACAUACAUACAAUAAAUAUUUACAAGGAUUGUUUGACUUAAGGCCAUUACCAGUAUUGUAGAAAUUGGAGGUGAUCUUAUAAUAUUAUCUGUGUCUUUUGAGUUUUACAUAUCUGUGUCAGUAAUCUGCCUAGGGCACUUUUAUUUCCAUUAUUGAGAAACUUUUCAUUAUGGCAAGCGAUUAUAUUUACUCAGUAAAUAGCAGGAUUCGUGACUUAAUUGGUUUAGUGUUAUAAAAUGCAGGAACAAAGUUGACCAGACCACACACUAG